Acaulospora morrowiae is the source of this 399-nucleotide messenger RNA. The record is from the annotation of a GenBank genome assembly. Lineage: Eukaryota; Fungi; Glomeromycota; Glomeromycetes; Diversisporales; Acaulosporaceae.
AUGACAAAUCCACAUCAACAGAUUCCUUCUGCCUCGUCUGAGAUGCCACCACCACUCUUCAAUGAAUCAUUCGAAUCAAACGAUGUCAGCAUAACAUGGCAACCGGCAACCGGCAACCAGAAAAAUUACUCACCCAAAAAACUAUUUAGAAUGUUUCUAUCAGAUACACAACCCAAACUCUUAGAUUUGAGCAAAAAUUCAGAAACCAAGAAGCCUAACGAAGUCAAAAUUAAAGCCAAAAUUAAAGCUAGCAAUGUCACAAAAUCUACCAAGAUUCACAACCUCAACAAUAAUCAUGUGAGUCUCCACAACAGUCAUCCGAACCACGAAUCAUCGUCCUCGCAAGAAUCAUUAUCCGAUGAAAUCUCACUCCAAGUCAUCAUCAGGAAUCACACUUAG